This is a messenger RNA of Sporothrix brasiliensis 5110, 3003 nucleotides long. RefSeq lists its product as uncharacterized. The transcript has 8 exons. Lineage: Eukaryota; Fungi; Ascomycota; Sordariomycetes; Ophiostomatales; Ophiostomataceae. The coding region runs from base 1 to 3003 and encodes 1000 amino acids. Gene Ontology annotation, molecular function: protein binding; ADP binding. The record is from RefSeq and is a predicted model, not a curated record.
AUGGGAUCCGACGGCUCGGAGCACGGUGAACCAUCGUUGCACUUGGACAUACGUGGCGACAACGAGCGACGAGAUCACGACACCGAAGUGAACGAGACCGCCGAAGAUCAAGAUCACGGUCGCCUGGUAGACGGAAACGACACAGGCGGCGCGACUCGCCACAUAAUCAUAGCCACCGGAAACGCGAGCCAACGGACCCUGGGCAAAAAGAGUACCGGGCAUGGCCGGGAUGAGGAUGACGACCAGUGGGGGCAGCAGCUGCAUGAUUUUGACGACAGUGCAGACAACGGCGGCAGCGAGGCCAAUAGGGAGCGUAAGGCAACGCAGUCGGCCAAGCAGAGCGGGCCGUUGCCUGACCAGGCGUCGUCGUUUGCUAUGGCCGAAGGCGGCGAGAUUCCCAAGCCUCCCAAGGAGCAACCCAACUGGGGCACAACGGGGACGUUGGCAGCCGCAUCCAAUGCAGUGGCGCAGGACGACGGCUCCGUCAUCACCCUCAAAUACCACGAGCCUCCUGAGGCGCGGAAACCUUCGCCACGCGACCAGUGGAAACUUUUCGUGUUCAAGGAUGAUGCUAUCGUUGACACGAUCGACCUCGGCACACGCAGUUGCUGGCUAGCGGGACGCGAUUCCGCGGUGGUGGACCUGCUUGCGGCGCACCCGAGCAUUAGCAAGCAGCACGCGGUUCUGCAGUUUCGCUUUGUGGAGAAGCGGAACGAGUUUGGCGACCGUAUUGGACGUGUGAAACCAUACCUCCUGGACCUGGCCAGUGCCAACGGAACUAAGUUGAACCACGAAGAGGUGGCUACGCAGCGGUAUGUCGAGUUGCAGGACAAGGACAUGGUUCAAUUCGGACACACUGACACUGGCUAUUUGUUCCCCUUCCAGGAGUCGACCAACCUCGGGUCGUCGUCCCAGGGCUCAGUCAACCUUGAUGUCUCUCGUUUCGAGGUGACGCCUGUCUUCACCCACCCCGACGCACAUGUCGACAUCAUUCUCGUUCAUGGUCUAAAUGGCCAGCCGAAGCGGACUUGGACCGCGAAGAACGGCCUCUAUUGGCCGGCAGAGCUUCUUCCAGAGACAUUAAAAAAAUCCCCUGCGAAUAUUCUCGUCUAUGGUUACAACGCCGAUGUCUACGGCAGAGGCACGGAGAGCAGUCCGAGCGACAACUUUAUUUACCAGCAUGCAAUGACUUUAGUCAGCCAUUUGACCGCUUUUCGCCAGAAUAGGGGUACAAGCAACAACCCGCUCAUUUGGGUUACUCACAGUCUCGGCGGAAUAUUGGUGAAGCGUGCGUUGCUUUACUCCAAUGACCUCCGUGAUGCUGACCACGAGGCGUCGCGGUCUAUAUAUGUUUCGACAUACGGCAUCAUCUUUCUUGGCACACCACACACCGGCUCCGGGCUGGCUUUCUGGGGUCGAGUCCUACAAGGAAUGGGCUCUGCAGCACCCAAGAAGUUCUUUGACACCGAGCCCGUCCUGAUCAAGUCGCUGAAGCGGAACAACGAACGUUUACAGGAAAUCAACAAUCACUUUCUGGACAUUUACCAACGCUUCAAGAUUCAAAUGGUUCACGAGAACCACAAAACCGACCUGAAGGGAACAAAGGCAUUUGUUGUAGAUGUCGACUCGGCAAGUCCUCAGCUGCCCGGUGUGACAUACUACGGGAUUGAAGCCGACCAUUCAAAUAUAUGCAAAUUUGAUGGUGCAAACGCCCCGGGCUACCAAACUAUGGUCACGUCUAUCCAAGAAUGGGUCAUAGAGGCCCCCCCAGUCAUCGAAAUCCGAUGGACGGUCGAACAUGAAGACCGUGUGGCUCGUGCGCGUCGUGAAAUAGAAGAGCGUCGUUUGACUGCAACCAUACGGGCAAGGAGUAAAUCAAACGCCGAUACAGACUUGAUCGAAGGUAUUCCCGACCUCUUGUCACUGAGGGCAGUGAUGGCCAAGGUUGACUCUACUACUAUACUCAGCCCAGGUGAACUUGUCGAGUCCCCCAUUACCUCUAUCCCACUCGCUUCAGCUGCGGCUACCUCACCGAUGCCACUACUUCCUCCCCCUGUCUCAUCAACGACCUCAGGUACCUCGACUGUCAAGCAGGACCCGCUAUUUCUGCACCCGGAGAAGUUCCGUCCAAAUUCUUACUUCGUUGGACGCAAGAGAGAGCUUGAGGAGCUUCACCGAAAGCUCACCGACAGUGCAAAGAGGGCAGAGGGAACUUCCGCAGUUGUCAUCCAGAGCCUACCAGGUGGUGGAAAGACGCACCUUGCGCGACAAUAUGUUUUCCAACACCGGGACGACUACCCGGGUGGCAUUUACUGGAUUCGUGCUAAGUCCAUCGCAGAAAUGGAACAAUUUUUCUGGACAAUUGCAAAGAACGAAGCUUUGCGAAACAUCGUGGAAAAGACCCUUGAGAAGAAACCCAGCUCUUCUAGCGAUUCUCAGAAGGAGUUGUGUGAUCCUCACAAUAUCGUCAACAUCGUCCGGGCUUGGUUUAGCAGUUUCGAUCAAUGGCUUGUCGUGUUUGACGGCAUCAUUUUCAAUACGCCCGGAAUAGAGCGAUUCAUUCCCGAUGCUAAAAACACGAGCAUCAUCUACACGUCCAUCCAAAGCGAUGUCUCUGGGCGUUACGAGUUUGACAAUCCACAAAUAAUGAAGCUGGAUAUGCUCAGCCCGGAGGAUGCGCGCGAUUUGCUCUUGACCGAAAUGGAGCGGAAAAAGCCCUGGAGGGAAGGCGAACGUGCACAGGCACUCGAGAUUGUCAAACGCAUGGGGUGUCUGCCAUUGAUGGUCCAUGCUGCCGCCCGGCAUAUCAAAACAACCCGUGAGCCUCUAUCCAAAUACUUGAGAACCCUCCAAAAUCGAAUAUGGGCUAGUGACCUUCCCGCAUACUACAACGUAUGGGACGAGCUCAAGUCUCGCGGCGCAUACCCGUCCUUGAAUCUCAUGUACAUCUUGGCUUUUCUGGGCGGCCGUGUUCCGGUUGGAUUUCUCAAUCUAGUGCACUAA